Molecule: messenger RNA, 12676 nt
Organism: Podarcis lilfordi (Lilford's wall lizard)
Lineage: Eukaryota; Metazoa; Chordata; Lepidosauria; Squamata; Lacertidae
Source: the annotation of a GenBank genome assembly
GGCAGCGGCGCCCUGGCAACCGGCGCCGCGUCACCGGCGCCAAACAGCCAACCAACCCGCGAGCCCGCCCUCUCCCUCUCUCUCUUUCUCGCGCCGCGCUGGUUUCUCCCGCCUUCCCUCCUCAAAGCGCGCUCCACUUCCGCUCAGGCUCCCUCCUCCUCCUCCUCCCCUUUCGGCGCUUCCGGGAUCCGUGACGUCACGCCGCAAAGCCGUUGGCUCCGUACGGAUACGCGGCUGCGUCGCCGUCUCUAGCGUAGAGGCGUCUCGCGCCGGAGGAGGCGGAGUCGGCGGCGCUGUGUUUCCCCUCACAGGUUGUGGGCGGGAAGGGGGAGGAUCCAAAAUGGCGGCGGCUGUGAGGCAGGAGCUGACCCAGCUCAUGAGCUCGAGCGGCUCCCACAAGGACCUGGCCGGGAAGUGAGCGGCUCCUUUUCCCCCUCCCUUCUCAUAAUGACAUUUCAUAAUGUUGUAUUGUUUUACUGUUGUUAGCCACUCUGAGCCCGGCUUCGGCUGGGGAGGGCGGGAUAUAAAUAAAAUUUUAUUUUAUUAUUUAUUAUUCUCCCUCCCCAUCUCCCGUAGCAGCCAGCGCCGAGUCUGACCGGGGUUGCGGGGUGGAGAGAGGAGGAAGCGGAGCAGGCAGGAGCAUCUCUUGGCUUAGGGAGGCCUGCCCUCCUCUCAGGUCAUGUUCUGGGUCUGCAUGGCGCUGGUUCGGUUCCCUCCGUGUUCUGUUGGGCCUUGUGGAUCUAGGGCGAUCUUUAUGGAAAAGAAGAAGAAGUAGUGUGGGUUAAGAAAAUUAAUCGGUAGCUGUCAACAUUAAUUUGGUAACAGCAACAGCAGUGGUUCCUCGCACCAGUUCCUGGGAUUUUAGCAGAAAUAUAUUCGAACCCGUAGAAACGAGCCAGCGGUGCUUCCCCAUCUAAUUCGAAUCUAUUAUCUAUUUCCGGCAUGGCCAAACCUGGCCCUCCAGCUGUUUUGGGACUACAAUUCCCAUCAUCCCUGACCACUGGUCCAGUUAGCUAGGGAUGAUGGGAGUUGUAGUCCCAAAAAACAGCUGGAGGGCCAAGUUUGGCCAUGCCUGAUCUAUUUAUUCGGUGUGUUUCUAUGCAGCUUUUCAGGUGGACCUUAUAAGAGCAGUUUAUGUAAGAUUAUUACAGCUCUAUGGGGUGUUGGGAGACGGGCUCCUUCUGGGGUUGUUUGUCCAUCUUUGGUCUCCAACCCUGCACUCAGUUCUCACCUGUGGCUCCUAGAUUGGGGGGGGGGGUCUUGUCGUCUGAGUAGCCCAGGACCUCCAAACACACUGCCCAGGCUUACACCCUGUGAGGUCACUUUGGAGCUGCUAAAGCAGUGGUUUGUCUCUCAAGACGGAUGCCAACAACACAGACUUCCAGGAACUGGCCUCUCUUGCAGCUGUAGUUGAAGCUUCCCUCCUCUGUCUUCAAUUUAGUACCCUAAACCACAGGAGAUUGCACUCACAGAGUUGGAAAGGCAGGAUAAUAUGUGAUUAAUGAUGUCGUAAAUACAAGUAUACCCAGCUUUUGCUUGAUGCUGUUUGGCUGUUUUUUUGACUGCUCAUUGUAUCUCAGCAUAAUGAUGUGCAUUCACACUACCUUUUGGAGGACUAAAAGGUAGUCCCUUGCAUAACAUUGUACUCUUGUGUUUGAUUAGAGUUAAUGCAAGAAAAGGUGAAAAGAGGAUGAUAAUCUUCUCUUUCUGCAAAAGGAAUUGUCAAAUUGUGUUCUCAUUUCUAUGACUAGCCAUUUCAUUGCAGUGGGAAAGCACCAGAACUGUUAGAUCUCAGGAUUUCCAUUGAAAUGCAAAGUAUGGCAUGUACAUACUCUAAAAUGGUUUUGAGAAGAAUGGCAUUCUAAAAUACCAUGCGUAUUGUCCUUACAUGCACAAGAUGUAAAGCUAAUUUUAAAAAUACACCAAUUUUUAGCAACAUAGGAAGCUAUAAUAAGUCAGACUGCUAGUCCAUCUAGCUUAGAAGUAGCUCUGUAUUCAAUGACAUUUAAACCUUAACUCUUUUUUUUUUUUACUGCAUUCUGGCAGGUAUCGUCAGAUAUUGGAAAAAGCAAUUCAGCUCUCAGGAGUGGAACAAUUAGAGGCAUUAAAAGCCUUUGUAGAAGCAAGUGAGUUUAAUUAUCAGUUUUCAUGAAUUGUUGAAUGACAGCUUUGUAAGUAUUUAAUUGCAAUCGGAAAAAAUGAAUGGCCUUAGAAAUCUUUGUACAUUGAAACAGGCAUCAAUAUAGCACUGGGGAUUUGGUAGGGGAAAGGUUGAGGUGUCGUUUUUAAGCAUGAAUACUUUGACAUAAAUUUCAUCAAAAUCAGUGGGAUAUUCUGAAUAAACAUUUCUAGGCUGUAGGAGGGUUGUUAUCUCAUAAUCCUGUUAUCCAAGGUUAUGGUCUCUGCAAAAUGUUAAUAAUUAUUUUGGCAUCCGAUCAUAAAACUGUGCUGUGGUGAAACAAUGAAUGGGUUGUGCCCGUGGAGGGGCAGCAUCCCCCCCCCCACUUCUGUGCCAUGCAACUCAUAUUCCACAUUUCACAAUGGUGACUCCGAGCCUUUUCAUUAUGAUAGCACAGCAACUGAGUUGCAAACAGAUGCUAUGUCAGUGUAACAGUUUUAUGCCCAGGCUCUUAUGAGCUGGUACAGAUGCCUAAAAGUUUGAGUUGGAAACAGGGGCCUUAACAAUGGUUAUAGACUGAAUGCUCACUAAAAUGACAGGCCUAACGACAACGUAUAGCCUGACUUUCUUUCCACCUUGUGUCUCUUAAACCAGUGGUCAAUGAAAACGUCAGUUUAGUGAUUUCACGCCAGUUGUUGACAGACUUCUGUACCCAUCUUCCAAGUCUUCCUGAUGGCACAGCCAAAGAAAUCUACCAUUUCACCUUGGAAAAGAUCCAACCUCGUGUAAUUUCAUUUGAGGAGCAGGUAAGAGCAAGAUGGUGAUCAAAUUUCAAUCCCAACCUUCCUCCCAAAGGAGCCCAGGGCAGGAAACAUCAAAGUGAUUUAAAAAUACAAUUAAAAAUAAAAUAAAAACAUUUUCAAACAUGUGAAACAGACACAUGCCCUCCGCUAAUAAGGUUGUCAAAAACAGUACGUUUCAAAUGCCUGGGUAAACAACUAUUUAAAUUCCUCCAAAAGGAAACAUAAUUUAAAAGACAGAAACACCUCACCAGGAAGGACAUCCCAAAGAUGGGUAAUUGUCUCCAAGAAGGCUCUGGCAAACCAGUCAGAUAAAGAGAAGAGUAUAUUGAAAUAUUUUCAGUACAGUGGUACCUCGGUUUACAAACUUAAUCCAUUCUGGAAGUCCGUUCUUAAACCGAAACCAUUCUUAAACCGAGGCACGCUUUCCCUAAUGAGGCCUUCCGCCGCCAGUGCCCUUCCACCAUUCGGAUUCCAUUCUUAGACUGAGGUAAAGUUUGCAAACUGGGACACUACUUCCGGUUUUGCAGAGUUCUUAAACCGAAUCGUUCUUAAACAGGACUGUUCUAAAACUGAGGUACCACUGUACUGUACUCUAAAAUAUAAUAGAUAUCACUGGCAUAUGAUAAGCCUUGCCAAAAGGACAGCAAGGAAAAGAUGCCCCAAGUCAAUUUGUUCCAAUAAUGAAUACAGACUAUUCAGUUUUGUUCAUCCUGGCAUACUUUGCUAACUUUAUUAAAACAGUCAUUAAUUGAAGGUAGCUUUGUUUGCCCUGUAGUUUCCUGCAGCUUGUAAAAUUUGUACCAAAUUCUUGUAAAAUUUGUACCAAAUUCUACACCACAAAUUUCGCUUCUACCCUGGAAUAACUCAAAACAAAAAUCACUACGCUUCUUGGCAGUUUGUAUCCUAAUACAUCCCUCAUAUGCAUUUGAUUGAGAAGUAUAUUUAAAGAUAUUGUAGAUCACGUAAAAUCAGAUUAUCAUUGUCAAAUGGGCAAAAGGAAACAGAUAAUAUAAAGGAUAUUAGAAAGCGGAUCAAUUUGAUAACUUGAUUGCAUUAUAAUUUUAUGUCCUCAUUCUUCCCAGGUUGCUUCUAUAAGACAACAUCUUGCAUCAAUUUAUGAGAAAGAAGAAGACUGGCGGAAUGCAGCACAAGUAUUGGUGGGGAUUCCUUUGGAAACAGGACAGAAGUAAAUAGUUGUUAGAAAACCUGACAUUUUUUCUUCAUACAUUGUAUAUCCUUUUGUAGUACAAAUGCUUCAUUGGGUAUAUUCUGGAUCUGUUUCCUUGACUUUUCAAUAGCUUUGGCUUCUCUGAUUGUUCUGUGACAGUUGCACAUACUACAGUGGUGCCUCGCAAGACGAAAUUAAUUCGUUCCGCGAGUUUUGUCGUCUUGCGAUUUUUUUCGUCUUGCGAAGCACGGUGUCGGGAAAGUUUUGGAAAAGCUUCAAAAAUCACCAAAGUCUUUAAAAACCUCAAAAAGGCUACCACACCACGUUCUAUGAGUUGCUCCUCGAAGUCAAGUCGCAACUGUAUUAACGGUGUUAAGAAAAGGAAACAAACUUGCAAGACGUUUCCGUCUUGCGAAGCAAGCCCAUAGGGAAAAUCGUCUUGCGAAGCAGCUCAAAAAACAAAAAACCCUUUCGUCUAGCGAGUUUUUUGUCUUGCGAGGCAUUCGUCUUGCGAGGUACCACUGUAUUUUGAUAGAUCAGUGAUCCACCUGGAAACUUUUUCUGUGGGGAACUCAUAACCCUUUGGUGCUGCUCAUGUUGCAGUUAUAAUCUUUAGAGCACAGUCCUAUUUUUGGUUUCAGCAACCUCUACUUUUUUUUUUUUCCCCCCACUUAUUUUUAUUUUUGAUUUCGAUCCAAGUGUCUUCUGUGGAGCAGUGCAUAGAGUUGAGCUGUUUUUUUUCCUUACAAGAGACUGCCAUGGACCUUGUUGCUAGCUUCCAUCAAAUAGUGUAUUGCAUUAUGAUGAGUAGUCAACGUGCCCUACAAGUUUUAGGACUACAAGUCCCAUAAUCCCUGAGGGUUGAUGGGAAUUGUCGUCCACAGCAUAUAGAAGGGCCCCACAUUGAAUGCAUUUGCAUUAAGACAGUGGGUGGUAUUAAAGCAGACCUACUGACAUUAAUGGGCCUAAAUUAGUUGUGCCCAUUUUAAUAGUCUACUGUGAGUAAAGCCUUAUGACUAUUACCAUUCAAAAUUAACCAAUAAAUUACAUUUCCAUACCCUCUUGCGGGGGGGUUGCCAUUGAGUAUCCUGCUUCUCCAUUUCUCUGGGGAGACACAGCCUAUCCUUCCUUUCAGCCAGAGUUGGCUGGUGGCAAACAUUAUACAGCGUGUAGUAUUACUGUAAGUAUGUUUGCAAAACUCUUAUGAUGCAAAUGAACCGAGGUUUCAAUAGUGUAUUUUUUUCCCUUUCUAUUCAAGGCAAUACAAUGUAGAUUAUAAAUUGGAGACUUACCUAAAAAUUGCCCGACUAUACCUGGAGGACGACGAUCCCGUUCAGGCUGAGGCUUACAUCAACAGAGCAUCUCUUCUUCAGAAUGAAUCAACCAAUGAACAGUUACAAAUUCACUAUAAGGUGAAAUACUAACAUUCUUGUUUUGAGUGAAAUGAAAUAACAUAUUGCUUAAAAGUUUUAUCAUUAUAUUUUUGCAUAUACAUCUGUUCCUCACUUGCUGACCUCAAGGUUGCUACCCUUGUAGUUGCAAAUCAGGAUAAAUAAAAAGUGAGGCCAUCUGUUAACUAAAUGUCAUCUUCAAACUCUGCAAUUUUCACCAUUUUAUUAUGUGAAAUCUGAUUAUAGUCUCCAUAUGCUUUUUUAAGUUAUCAGCUUAAAUGAUGAGGAAGGCAUUUACAGCUUUGAGAUUUCAUACUAUGCCCACAACAUAUUUGGAUGGGAGAUAGCCAUAGUAUCUGUAAAUCACUGGGGCUAGGGAGAGAUGGAAAGCAUUGUUCAUUACAUACUAUAUUGCUCCCUGUAUAAUUCUCCUAGGGAUACAUUUCUCAAAGGACUUCUUCAGAGAAUUCCCUUCCUGAAUAGUAGGGAGGACAUUCAUUAUUUGUUGGUGGAUGGGGAUAAACAGACUACCUGAACGGCGCCCAUGUUUGCCUUAGCAGCCCAUUGGAUUAAAGAGAAUUUCAUUAUGUAACAUGGGAUCCCGUCUGGUGGUGACCACUUACACUAAAAUGUACUCCAGUACAGUUCAUAUUAAGGAUGCGGAUGGUGCUGUGUGUUAAACCACAGAGCCUUGGGCUUGCCAAUCAGAAGGUCGGCGGUUCGAAUUCCCGUGACGGGGUGAGCUCCUGUUGCUCGAUCCCUGCUCCUGCCAACCUAGCAGUUCGAAAGCACAAAGUGCAAGUAGAUAAAUAGGUACCGCUCCGGCAGGAAGGUAAACGGCGUUUCCGUGCGCUGCUCUGGUUCGCCAGAAGCGGCUUAGUCAUGCUGGCCACAUGACCCGGAAGCUGUACUCCGGCUCCCUCGGCCAAUAAAGCGAGAUGAGCGCCACAACCCCAGAGUUGGUCACGACUGGACCUAAUGGUCAGGGGUCCCUUUACCUUUACAGUUCAUAUUACUGCAUUUUUGUGAUGACCAGUGGUGUUUAAUGCCUGACUGGAAGGCCAAACAGUUGAAAGCACACAAUAACCUAGUUCUUGUGUGACUUUUCUAUGAUUUGAACAUGUAACUCCUAGAUUGCAAGUCAUUCCAUGCUCUGUACCCCUCCAGGCUCUACCUAGUUUUUCCAAGGGCCCCUUUGGUGGAGCAGUGAGCUUGAUGCACCCAACUCCCCAAAGUGUCCUGCUUCAAAGUCCCAACACCACAACCUCUACUCUUUUCACAUCCCUCUUGAACUGACAGGUUAUUUGGAGUAGGGGCUGUGGUCCUGCUACUUCCCGAGAUACAGAUUUGGCCUACCAGUUGCUAUCCUCUCAUCCUCUCAUUCCCCCUCCUUUGGUAAUUCUUCACAGAACUCUAGCCCAAUGGUUGCCAUCAAUUUGAUUUGAACUCAUUUUAUAAUGAAUUGAUUUUAGAAUGCUGUAUUAUUUUACAGUUGUUAGCCGCUCUGAGCCCAGCUUUGGCUGGGGAGGGCGGGAUAUAAAUAAAUUAUUAUUAUUAGUUAUUAUUAUUAUUAUUAUUCUGACCUGUAGUAUGAAAAUUGAUGGUCAGUUGCAUGAAAAGUGGGAACCCUCAAAUAUUAUUACUGGAUUUAAUAGGUAACAUAGUGAGCAACUGUAUGGUUUUUUUUCCUGUUUCAGGUGUGCUAUGCUCGCGUUCUUGACUACCGAAGGAAGUUCAUUGAAGCUGCCCAGAGGUAUAAUGAGCUUUCUUACAAGAGCAUAGUCCACGAAAGUGAGAGACUUGAGGCACUGAAACAUGCCUUGCAUUGCACAAUCUUGGCAUCAGCAGGUAAAGCAACACUUGAUGGCUGACUUCUAUAUAUGCAAUUUUCAUUUUAGUCUUUGGGAUUAUAUAUAUGAUCCUGUUCUGCAAGGGGUGGGGGAGCUCUACUCUAAAGCAGUAUGCAUGUUAUGCUUCCAUAAAACAAAACUUCUGCAUAAGCUGCCACAGGUUGUCUGCCCUGCGUCACUGGAAUGUUUCAUGUACGGUUUCAUGUUAAUGAUUAUGAUUACUGAAACCAAAUCAUCUUGGUGGUGUAGCAUUCUAGAAGCAGAAAUUGCAGUUUGUUUCCAUAGAAUGGAUCUAGCUGCUAAAGCAAUCUGCACCUAGCAGGUAUAAUUUGAAAAGUCAUCAAGUAUUAACAGUUGAGUGCUGUGGGCAGGCAGGAAGAAAUUGGCCAUUUGCUACUGGCUCGCAAAAAGGCAGCUGAGAAAAUGCUUUGAAAUAGAAGUGAACAGUAUUGAAUUGAGAUGUCCCAGUUCACGGUAUUCUUACUAUUUUUCAGGACAGCAGCGUUCCCGUAUGCUAGCUACUCUCUUCAAGGAUGAAAGAUGCCAGCAGCUUGCGGCCUAUGGGAUACUGGAGAAAAUGUAUCUAGACAGAAUUAUCAGAGGGAACCAAUUGCAAGAAUUUGCUGCAAUGCUCAUGCCACACCAAAAAGCAACAACAGCUGAUGGUACUUGGGUCUCUUAAAGUGCGGGUGUACCCUGUUCUGAUGGGCACUCAGACAUUGUUCCUUUCUGUAUAUACCCUUUCAAAAUGAGCAUUGUUGCACUUUGGGUCAGCUUUAGUAAUCAUUUACAUUGGGUCUUUAUAUCCUUUUAUACUCCAGUGUUUGGCACAAAUAACCUAGUUCCAUGAAAUUUCCAAUCCAUUGUUUCCUAAAAUAUGGUAUGUGUAUCCCUGGUCAUACAUGAAAGUUUUCAAAGUGUACACAGUAGAAUUUUUAAAUUUUACUUCAUGUUUUCUGCAGUUAAAAAAAGCUAAUUCAAAGAUAAAGUAGUAUUAUUUUCAACCAAGAAGGAGUACUCCAGUAAGAUAGAACACUUAAAAGGGGCAUGCAAUUAUUGUCAGUUUGGGAAACGCUGCUCUAAUCUCCUUAGCCAUCAUGUAGUACUUUGGGCUUCCAUCAACAUUUAGACUGAAAUUUCCUUUCUGUAAGCUUGACAAAGAUGCAAAAAAAUAUUACUCUUAGUUAAGCAGGUUUAUAUCCUGUUCAGCACAAUGAUUUAAAGCCAAUAAAUCAUAUUAUGAAAGUUAUGAUAAUAUCAUAAUAAUGUAAGUCAAUUUCUUUUCUACCUUUAUUACGGAGCAGUAUUGAUGGAACAGAAAUUGAGGACUGCAUAUGCUACAUACAGGUUUUUUAAAUUAUAUUUGACUUGUAGCCAAAUACAUGCAGAAUUUCAAACUCCUAAUACAUUGUCAGUUUCUAUUUCAGGUUCUAGUAUUUUGGACAGAGCUGUCAUUGAGCAUAAUUUAUUAUCUGCAAGCAAACUGUAUAAUAAUAUUACCUUUGAAGAACUUGGAGCAUUAUUAGAAAUUCCUGCAGCCAAGGUAUAUAGACUUGUGUACUGUUUGCUUUUGUUUUGUUCAAACUAAGCUAGUUUUAAUAACGUCUAGUUUGAUGAAGAACUAGUUCGCUCUUCUGCUUAAAGCAGAUGCGUUCAAAAAGAAAGGAACAAAAAAUGAUUGAUGCUGGUAUAAGAUGAUGAUUUAUUAAAUUUCUAUACUGUCUGUAAGGGAUGCAGGUGGCGCUGUGGGUUAAACCACAGUAUAAUCAACAGUUGCAAAGGUCUCCUGCACAAUAAAUUGACAUAUAUAACUUUUUUCUACCACCGACACACCUAUGUACAUAUACAUGUGGCAAAAACCAUAUCAAGAGUGGGCUUCUGUUUAUUAAAAGUAGAUGUCCUUUUGGGUUUUGUUUUUCAGGCGGAAAAGAUAGCAUCCCAGAUGAUAACAGAGGGUCGCAUGAAUGGAUUUAUUGAUCAGAUAGAUGGAAUUGUUCACUUUGAAAGUAAGUUAAGCUCUAGCUUGUUGUUCUUGCUUUAGGUGCGGUUGAAGCACAUGUAAUGCAAAAGCAAAAUAUUUUAGCCUGGUGUACAAUCAACAUGGGGCCUAGGGCAUGCCGAUCAGAAGGUCAGUGGUUCGAAUCCCUGCAACAGGGUGAGCUCCCGUUGCUCGGUCCAAGCUCCUGCCAACCUAGCAGUUUGAAAGCACGUUAAAGUGCAAGUAGAUAAAUAGGUACUGCUUCGGCGGGAAGGUAAACGGCAUUUCCGUGCGCUGCUCUGGUUCGCCAGAAGUGGCUUAGUCAUGCUGGUCACAUGACCCGGAAGCUGUACGCCGGCUCCCUCGGCCAAUAAAGCAAGAUGAGCGCCCAACCCCAGAGUCGUCUGCGACUGGACCUAAUGGUCAGGGGUCCCUUUUACAAUCAACAUAUGACAAAGUGGUAAUUCUCGCUGUAGCCACCAGAUGGUAGUAGUGUCCGUGCAAUAGUUUGAAUUCCUGUAUUCCAAAAUACCUGUAUCUGCAGACCUGGUAACAGAAAAUUUGCUUAUGCAUCAAACGAAUAAUGGCAGGAAAUUUAAUAGAAACAAGCAAUGAAUGCAAGAAUGAAUUCGUCUAUUGUCUUUUAGCUCGUGAAGCCUUGCCGACGUGGGACAAACAGAUUCAGUCUCUCUGCUUCCAAGUUAACAACCUUUUGGAGAAGAUUAGUCAGACUGCCCCAGAAUGGACAGCACAGGCAAUGGAAGCUCAGAUGGCUCAGUAGACUUUCAUUUCCCCCGUUCUGUAGAUAUUGUUUGUUUAUUUUCAUCUAAAAAUGUGAAGCUAGCAUAAGAACUUAUGGCUUUGGCUCAACUUCUGCUAGAACCCUAACUAGACAAAGGUGUAGAUGUGUGUACAUUAUGUUUAAAACCCCAAAGGUUUAUCUUAAAGGUAUGGUAGUACAACAUAGACAUUAAGCUGUUUAAAAAAUAACUGAAUGGAAUACAAGAUGUUUUUUAAGUUUUGCAUUAAAAUUUCAGUUGUUUCGUGGCCUUGUGAAUAUUUGUGUGUGUGCGUUGAAAACUGAAGUGCCAUAUUCUAUUUAGCUGUAGUUAUUCCAAUAAAGGCAGGCUAGAAGUUAAUCAGAUUCACUAUCUUCAGUUGUCAUUUGCUGCAUCCUAUCCUCCUAUCCUAUCCUAUCCUAUCCUAUCCCGGGUUGCGCUGUGGGUAAAACCUCAGUGCCUAGGACUUGCCGAUCGCAUAGUCGGCGGUUCGAAUCCCCGCGGCGGGGUGAGCUCCCGUCUUUCGGUCCCAGCUCCUGCCCACCUAGCAGUUCGAAAGCACCCUUAAGUGCAAGUAGAUAAAUAGGUACCGCUUUAUAGCGGGAAGGUAAACGGCGUUUCCGUGUGCUGUGCUGGUGCUGGCUCGCCAGAGCAGCUUCGUCACGCUGGCCACGUGACCCAGAAGUGUCUCCGGACAGCGCUGGCUCCUGGCCUCUUAAGUGAGAUGAGCGCACAACCCUAGAGUCGGACACGACUGGCCCAUACGGGCAGGGGUACCUUUACCUUUUAUCCUCCCCACAGAACUUCCAUCAGGAUAAUUGAUUUCUUGUGUUGAAUUUACACUCGGAGGAGCUGUUUGUUAAACCUUUGAAGGCUUUCAUCCUUUGUUUAUUAUAUGUAUAUAUAGCCUCUCCGUAUACAGAGCAAAGAGAAAACUAGUACAAGGAAGUUGCCAUCCACUCUAGCCAAAUAUGUGUGGAUGGGAGUGGAUCUGGCCCCUAAACCUGUAUGAGCAAUGUCUAGUGAAACUAAGAGAUAAGGGGAGAGGAAUAGUUAUAGUGGGAAAACGUUUAUUGACAUCAGUUAUGCAAAAACCAUGUAAAUCAAUAUAGUUCAUGUGAAUCUUAGAACUUGGCUAUCCUGGGUCAAACCACAGAGCCUAGGACUUGCCGAUCAGAAGGUCGGUGGUUCGAAUCCCCGCGAUGGGGUGAGCUCCCAUCACUCGGUCCCUGCUCCUGCCAACCUAGCAGUUCGAAAGCACAAAGUGCAAGUAGAUAAAUAGGUACCGCUCCGGCGGGAAGGUAAACAGCGUUUCCGUGUGCUGCUCUAGUUCGCCAGAAGUGGCUUAGUCAUGCUGGCCACAUGACCCGGAAGCUGUAUGCCGGCUCCCUCGGCCAAUAAAGCGAGAUGAGCUCCGCAACCCCAGAGUCGGCCUGGACCCAAUGGUCAGGGGUCCCUUUACCUUUAUCCCAAUGCAUAAUUUUGAGUUUUCAUACAAUUUGGGUAUUCAGGUAUGAUCAGGGUAUUCAGCUUCAUAUGAGAACCCUAUACUACCCCUUCUCAGGUGUCCUCUUAGUUUACUAUAAAGAAAAGAAUUAAUUCUUUCUCUUCUCUCCCCAUCUCAAAUUUAUAAUGGUAGUUUUAUGUUCUUGGGGUGUAACCAGAGACAGGAAGUGCAGAUGAGAAUCUCACAGACACACAGCAUUCAAAGCUAGUUUAUUCUGAUCUUAUGUUUAUAUUCUUCCAAAAGGCCAUUUUAAGGUUCACCAUGUAGUUACUGGAUGAUAUGAAAUUGUGGUGUCCCACUUGUUCAGAAAACUUCCACAUAUACAAAUGGGCUUCGGCUUCUUUGUCCCAGUCCCCUCCACGCACCCCAAAAAGAGAGAGUUGGAAAAGGAUUUAUAGCAGAUUUCCUGUUUAUUCAGAUGGUCACAUUCUAGAGAGAUGGAACAAGUCAAAUAAUAUCCCAAUCUUCUUGGAGGUAUUGCAGACUUUCAAGAUCCACAGAACUCUUCAUAGAGCUAAAUUAGUAUUUAGAGCAUGAAGAGUUAGAAAAGGUGGCUGUGUGUGAACUUCAUGUUUUACUCUGCAAGACGUGUGUUAGGGUGAAGAUCAAGAAAAACAUCUUUUACACAUGCGCUGUUGGUACUUAAUUGACAUAACUGAAUCAAGAAAUCAGAAGGUGAGACAAGCACAAAAGGGAACACCUACUACUAUGAUUUGGAAAGACUGCUGUUGCUCCUUAUACACUAAUUCAAAUACAUGCAGGUGUGGAAUAAUUGGAAGGGCAAGAAACUGGAUUAACAGCUAAAAAGCACUUAGAUUUGUAUAAGCCCACAGGUUACCUGUGUGAUUUUAGAAGCUUUUUGAAAAAUUCACAUUACCGCUUAACAUGAGCAACAACUAAAUUGAACUAUAAAUGCCAUCAAAAUUCUCAACUUCCCUAAAAGAUUCCUUGUUCACGCCUUCUAUUGAUGUCUCUCUUGAGUUGGCAAAGGGCACAUUGAGGGUAACACCAGAGAGUGCAGUAGUCAUCGCAGAUGGAUCCCUGUUAAAAAGAAAUGAGGCAAAUAGUAGAUAAUAUUUGG